AUGUGGCUUGCCCUCCUCCUCAAGAAACAGCGUCGAGCAAAUAUCGUCCCUCCUCCAUGGCUCCAUCCUACCUCUCUAGCCAAGAUCGUUUACCACGAGACGACGACCGAACCCGACGCCUUUUCACCGCCCCCACCGCCCCCUGCACGAGCCGACGCCUUUGGCAAUGCCCGACGAUACGGUUCAAGCACCGACGAGACGCUCUCGGCCCCGUUCUUACCCUCAUGUACGGCUGAUGCCCCAUCGGGCGCCCUACCUUAUCACUGGUUUGAGCUUGCGGAAAUGCUGCUUGCCCACGCCAUCGACGACAUACCAUCUCCCUCCGAAGUUAGAUCACUCCUGCGAGACCUCCAGGAGGUGCGCUCUGCGAAGUUGCGCAAGAGUACGGAGGACCUGAGCGAAGUGGCAGGCGUCAUGAGUCUCCGCGGAGUCGGGGCCAUGGAGCUGGCUGAGAGCCGCGGCUUCUUCUUGAACGUCAUAGAGGGCGUGCGAAAGAUUGGCGCGAGUGCUGAGGCCAGCAGACGUGAGGAGGAGGAGGAGCGCGGCAGCGGCGAUGGCGAUUAUGACGAAGACGAAGACAUGCUAUGA
Colletotrichum karsti is the source of this 588-nucleotide messenger RNA. RefSeq lists its product as uncharacterized. Gene Ontology annotation, biological process: double-strand break repair via break-induced replication; DNA replication. The transcript has a single exon. Gene Ontology annotation, cellular component: GINS complex; nucleus. Lineage: Eukaryota; Fungi; Ascomycota; Sordariomycetes; Glomerellales; Glomerellaceae. Bases 1 to 588 code for a protein of 195 amino acids. The record is from RefSeq and is a predicted model, not a curated record.